Molecule: messenger RNA, 6305 nt
Organism: Vollenhovia emeryi
Lineage: Eukaryota; Metazoa; Arthropoda; Insecta; Hymenoptera; Formicidae
Gene: Ser
Product: protein jagged-1
Exons: 6
Coding region: 810-4424 (1204 amino acids)
Biological process (GO): Notch signaling pathway; multicellular organism development; cell communication
Cellular component (GO): membrane
Molecular function (GO): calcium ion binding; Notch binding
Source: RefSeq, a predicted model, not a curated record
GAUUGAGGAACCAUCGACCGGCGAAAAAUCAGUGUCGGACCCGACGGUAGCCGCCCGCCCCGGGGAGGAAGAGUACAAGCGACGCUACCAACACGUGCUGGACGUCGCCGACUUGUGCGCCGAGGACAGCAGGUGUCGAGUUCUGGAGUAGCGCGCGCGCGCGCGAGAGAUCGCCCUCUCCCGCCCGACGAAUUUAAAAGGCAGACGAAUCGCGCAAUUAGACGCGAUUAGUCUCGCGCGAGGGAUCGACGAGGCGGCGCGAGAGGAAAGGAGCCCGUAGUAGCCGCUCGUGGCCGGAGUGUUUUCUCGGGAGCGAAAGGUACCUGUCGCGAGAGAGCGGUCAUGCGACGGAGCUUACGCUCGGAGUCUCACCCGAGUCCUCGUUGAACGUCGUCCGCGCGCGCGGGAAAGCCGGGGAUUCGAGGAUCUUCGGCGGACGAGACGCGGCGGGGAAAUACGCACGCGAGUCUGCCAUUCGUUCGCCAAGUGUUGACGAGUGUUUAGUGCUCAGCGGAUAGGAAAGAAAGAGGAGCGUCCUUCCACGCGGAGGACACACGCCAGUGGAUAUUCGGUGUUGGUGCGCGGACCGGAAGGAUCUGCGGAGUGCAGUGUGCCGAUAAUAGAGAUCGAUAGUAUUCGGUGAGAGUGGUGAGAAAAAGAGGGAGAGAGAGCGAGCGAGGGAUACGCAAACGGCGUGACGACAGGACAGCGGAGGAUCCACCGAGAGGAGUGCUCGAGGGAGCGGCCGAGGAGUAGCAGCAGGGGAUAUCGAUGAUAUGCGGUAGUCGAGGGAUUCCCCAGGGAGAGACAUGAGGGCGGCCGCCACCUACGUCCUGUUCCUUGCCCACCUCAUACAGGCAACAACCGCGAGCGGAUACUUCGAGGUGCAGAUCCUCUCGCUGACGAACAACAGGGGCACCCUGGUGGACGGUAGAUGUUGCGGCGGGGGAGGCGGGGGCGGAAAAGGAGACUUCCCGCCCUGCACGACGCCCUGCUCGACGGCCUUCUGGCUCUGCCUCAAGGAGUACCAGUCGAACGUCACCGCCAUCGGCUCCUGUAGCUUCGGCAACGUAUCUAGUCACGCCCUCGGCCCGAACACUUUCACCCUCACCGACCCCGUCACUCUGCAACUUCACUUCACUUUCCGAUGGACGAGGCAGUUCACGUUGAUCCUGCAGGCGAGGGACGAGGUGAGCGCCGGCGUGAUUGAGGAAGCGAGUUACAGCGGCAUCGUCUUGCCAGGACCCACGUGGCACACUCUCAAUCAUCAAGGGAGAAACGCUCACCUGGCGUAUCGGGUGCGGGUCCAGUGCGCCGAUCAUUACUACAACGCGACCUGCACCAAAUUCUGCCGACCUAGAAACGACAUUUUCGGCCAUUACACCUGCGACGAGAACGGGGACAAAGUGUGCAUACAGGGAUGGAAAGGCGUCGGCUGCGAGACAGCCGUGUGUAAGGAGGGCUGCCAUCCGAUACACGGCCACUGCAACGUCAGCGGCGAGUGCCAGUGCCGUGCCGGCUGGCACGGCGAGCUCUGCGACCAGUGCAUGGUCUAUCCGGGCUGCAAGCACGGCUACUGCAACGGCUCGAGCUGGCAGUGCAUCUGCGACACCAACUGGGGCGGGAUACUGUGCGACCAGGACCUCAACUACUGCGGCACGCACGAGCCGUGCCAGAACGGCGGCACGUGCGAGAACACGGCGCCCGAUCAGUACCAGUGCACGUGCCCGGAGGGCUUCUCCGGACCCACGUGCGAGAAGGUCGACAAUCCGUGCGCGUCCAGCCCGUGCCAGAACGGCGCGACCUGCCGCGAGCUCGGCGAGACCGCGCAGUGCCAGUGCGCUCCGGGCUUCACCGGGCCGUUUUGCGCGACCGACAUCGACGAGUGCGCCUCGCAGCCGUGCCAGAACGGCGGUACCUGCGUGGACGGCAAGAACGGCUUCGCCUGCAGCUGCCCGCCCGCCUGGCAGGGCGUACUCUGCCAGUUCGACGUGGACGAGUGCACGCUCAAGGAGUCGCCCUGCAAGAAUUUCCUCACCUGCAUCAACCUGGCCGGCGAUUACAGGUGCCGAUGCCGGAGCGGCUUUACCGGCAAGAACUGCACGAAGAAUAUCAACGACUGCGUCGGCCAGUGCCAGCACGGCGCGCUCUGUAUCGAUCUGGUGAACGAUUAUCACUGCAGCUGCAGCCCCGGCUACUCCGGCAAGGACUGCGACGUCGACAUCGACGAGUGCGCGUCCAAGCCGUGCCAGAACGGCGGCGAAUGCCGCGAUCUGGUGAACACCUACGAGUGCGUGUGCCCGGUGGGCUUCACCGGCUACCAGUGCGAGAUCGACCGCGAUCACUGCAGCCCGAACCCGUGUCGCAAUUCAGCGCCGUGCUUCAACACGCAGACCGACUACUAUUGCCACUGCCCGGCACAGUGGCAGGGCAGAAACUGCUCGGAGCCGGCCUCGCACAAUCCGCAGUUCGGCGCGCUGGACGACGGUCAGUCGGGCUGCGGCAGCGAAGGCACCCCGUGCGGCGGCAAGGGCCGGUGUAGCGGCGGCAGAUGCAUCUGCGACCCGGGCUACACCGGCGUGCACUGCCACGAGAACAUCAACGACUGCCGCGGAAAUCCCUGCCUGAACGGCGGCACGUGCGUCGACCUGCUCAACUCGUUCCAGUGCAUUUGCAGGGAGGGCUGGAGCGGGGAUCUUUGUGACCAAAAUGUGGACGAAUGCCUGACGCAGCCUUGCCGCAACAAUGGUACCUGCGUGGACGGCGUGGCGGACUUCACGUGCAUCUGCCAGGGUGACUGGAAGGGCAAGACGUGCGCGCUGCGCCGCGGCCACUGCGAACCGGGCACUUGCCGGAACGGCGGCACCUGCCAGGAUCGCGGCGACGGCUUCACGUGCCACUGCCCGCGCGGGUGGGAGGGCGCGGCCUGCCACAUCGCGUCGCCGUCGGCGUGUACGAGUAAUCCCUGCGCGAACGGCGCGACCUGCGUGAACACGGUGGACGGCAGCUACCGGUGCGUUUGUCGCGAGGGCUUCGAAGGACCGAACUGCCGGCGCAACGUGGACGACUGCCAGCCGGUGCCGUGCCUGAACGGCGGCAAAUGCGUGGACGGUGACAACUGGUUCAGAUGCGAGUGCGCGCCCGGCUUCACCGGGCCGGACUGUCGCAUCAACGUGAACGAAUGCGCGAGCGAUCCGUGCACCGGCGGUGCCACAUGCGUGGACGGUAUCGCGAGCUACUCGUGCGUCUGUCCACCCGGUAGAACCGGCCCGCGAUGCGAGAUCCGAACUGCCGGUGGGCCCGGUUGCACGGCUGCCACGUGGGAGGACGACUGCAACGUGUGCGAAUGCCGGAACGGCAAGAAUCAGUGCAGCAACGUCUGGUGCGGACCGGGCAACUGUCUGAACGGCACGUCUUGUUUGGCCCACGAGGUCUGCGUUCCUAGUCCAGGCGAGAGUUGCCUGGCGCCGCCGUGUCCGGCGUGGGGCGAGUGCCGUCCUAUCGAAACUGGGAGGCGAGUCGGCCCGCCCGCGCUACCAGCUCCGCCGUCCUGCUGGCCCGGACAGUCCACGCUCGGGCCAACUUGCUCGAGACUUACGAUACUACUGCGAAGGGACACCUUGGCGCCUGGCACGUCGGUGGAACUGAUGUGCCGCCGUCUGAGGAAGCUCCUGGCCGAUCCACGGAGGCCGCAGUCGGUGGUGCUGCUGUGCGAUCUGAAGCCCGGCGACAACGAUACGGUCGAAGUGACCAUCUUCUCCGAGGCGGCGGCAGACGCGGCCCGCGACCUCGGCGAAACGCUCAGUCGUCCGCUUGCCAGGCCUCUCGUUUUGGCCUCCGUGCUGGAGGUCAAAGUAGAGACGGCGCUGCUUAGCGAGCCCAGUGCGGCGAGCGCGGCCAAUGCCGGCGGCUACGUGGCGGUUCUGGGCGGCGCUCUGGCAACCGUGCUGUUGUUGGCACUGUUCGGUAGCCUCUGGUACCUCAGAACUAUGAGGCACAGGUCGAACUUGACGGCGACUACCAGCAGCGAAACCUCGUUGCAUCGCCAUCGCAGCGAUCUGGACGAAAAAUCCAACAAUCUUCAGAACGAGGAGAACCUGAGGAGAUACGCCAAUCCGCUCAAGGACCAGGACUCCGAGCCUCGCGUGUCCGUCGUGAGGCCUUUGUCGGGCACACCGCUCGGCGCGUUGACCGGCACCGAGGAGAGUCUUGAAAUGGUAUCUGAAGAAGGUAGACAUCGUUUGCCGCCGCUCUACAAACCGCCCAGCGCGGAAGCCAGGAACAAUACGGCCAGUUUUAGCUACGAGGAAGGACCGCACAAGCCUUACAGCAAGCCCAGACUGCAGGAGCCGCCGUACCCUCAUCAGCAGCCAGGUACCAGUCAGACGUCGGGGCCGCAUCAAGUGCUAACGGUACACGUGUAAUUAAAUAUUGUUAAAAUUAUGUGGAAAAACUGUUGGAUAGAAGUGUCGGUGAUUUUCUUGAUUUUUCUCGCGUACAUGACGCACUAAUGAAAAUGCUUAGGGACUAAGAAGGUUAGAGACUGAACUUACUUGGACGAUCUGUUUGUUUUUUUUUUUGUGAUAAUGGGACAUGUGACUCUCGAUUUCGAGAUAACUUGAGACGGCUCUCUCUCCUGAGGUUCUUCUUCAUGAAAAUUGAACCAAUGUCUAGAGUAUAUUAGGGACAAACGCAGAGGAAAAGAAAGAGAACGCACGAUUCUUACAGGGCUCAGCAAUACGAUUAUGCUAAGGUGACGCAUAAAUUCUCAAUGCCUUCGCGAAGCGCAUCCUUUGAGGAUCGCUUCGUCCAUAGUAUUAUUAGAAUAUUAAACUUGUCAAAUUCUGGAUAAUUGUACAAAAAACGUUUGCGCGAUUUUCAGAUUGAACAUUUAGAGAGCAAUUGAAAUCUACUUCCUCUCUUUUUCUCCUUGUCCGACCCUCUCGCGUUUCUAUACGACGACAAUAAGCGAUUGACAAUUAUAAAUAAUUUUAAUGAUAAUGAUGAGUUGUUAUCGUUGUACAUAUGUACAUAGCUCGUACUUAUUAAUUUCACUAAGCCUGUAUUUCCUUUGCAUCCUCUCCGGCGUUGCCAUUCCUCCCCCUUAUACGCGCCUUUUUAUAUGUUUACACAUAAUCCUGUACUCUUUUGAUAUUAUUAUAUAUCGCCAUUGUUAGCAUUUUUAUUUUCAUAAUUUAAAAAAUAGGAUGGCACCGUCGCACCUACGAGAUGUAUUGUACGUUUGUCAAGUAUAAUCGUCGAAGCAAAGCUGCGUUUCAAUUAAGGCCAAGAUGAUACGUAAACGGUACGUAAACGUAACGUGUAAGUGAAAUUUCACGAAAGAUACAAAAGUUUCCUUAGGUUCAUCAUUUUGGGGGACUAUUGCGAUUGAUACGUCGCGCAGACAAUCGCUCGAUCAUCGUACGUGAAAGUGUGCUUUGUAUGAUGUAACGUGGGCUUCAAACGUUCCUUCAGACGAUAUUAUUGUGAUACUCAUAGAAGAAACAACGUCAUUGUAUAGCAUUACUAUGGUACUCCGCGUGUUCAUUUACUUCAACACUUGCUCGAGUUUUAUUUUCGUUUCUUCGCGAAGAUACGACACGUGAUUUCUACGCGAUGUGAGAUACUGCCAUUGCGAGAGGAUGUGCUAAAUCGCGACGGCACAUUUGACUUGUAAAGAACAUAUUAGCGGCGUAAGUGUAAUAUGAUUUAGAAACGUAUUCGAGCGCGGAGUAAAAAACGAACGAUGUACAUAGUGACGCUAUUGCAUCGUGGAACGAUGUAAAUAAAUCCAAGUACACAUGUCCAGAUCGUUCUCAUCCCCAGUCAUUAUUGACCCCGCCCUUAGAUGUGCAAUUUUCUCUCCUUUUUUUUAUACUAGCGUCUCCCGCAUCCCCCAGCGAAGUGUCCGGCAACAGACUAGUUUAAACUAAGAAGUAUAGCUCGUUUUAGGCGUAUACAUAGAUUUACAGCAGAGGAAGGAACAAAGUUUUAUAAUAGAUACUUUAUUUUGUAGAGAAAGCUAUAUUAUUGUACGAAUACAUAUAGAAGAGAGUGAGAGACGAAUGAAUAUAUAUAUAAAUAUAUAUAUAUUAUAUAUUAUUUUAUAUUUUAUAUAUUAUAUUAUUUUUAUUUUAUUGCCUCGUAUUAAUUAUUUCCAGAUCAUAAGCAAUAGUUGAUCAUUGUCAUGUAAUUUGUUUCGUUCGCUCCCGUCGGCUUCUAAAGCCGACGGCGGUAAAGAUCUGGCAAACUAAUGCUUUUGGUCUAAUCGACGGUAAACAAUUAAAAAGCAUCCACGCGUUGUG